This is a messenger RNA of Fonsecaea nubica, 609 nucleotides long. RefSeq lists its product as hypothetical. The record is from RefSeq and is a predicted model, not a curated record. Lineage: Eukaryota; Fungi; Ascomycota; Eurotiomycetes; Chaetothyriales; Herpotrichiellaceae. The coding region runs from base 1 to 609 and encodes 202 amino acids. The transcript is spliced from 3 exons.
AUGCUUCUUUUUCUCCUCACCUUCAGCAUUGGCACUCAUGGACAGAACAGUGUCGAAACAACCCCAGCGCCUACCACUUUAUCCACCGCUCUCCCGACGGACUCUGCCGGCCUGUCCAGCUACUUUGCUUCCUUUGUGAGCUCCUUUUCGUCCGAGGUUAGCGCCUACGAAAGCGCUUCUGCCACCUCAACCACUGAUCCCAACGGUCAAGCUUGCAACAGCCUGCUUGAUGUGCUAUUGACCGUUUGCCCGACCAGAGAAAUCGCUACAGCACCAGACAGCUAUGAUUCCAUUUGCUACUGCAGCCUUUCUUCUGCCCUGAAUAGCCCCCUGUACAAAGGAUGGCUGUCUAGCUGUGACGCCUACGGACAGACUGCCUCUACUGAGAAUUAUACCGGGACUUACAACACGCGGCUUUCUGCCUCUAGCCCCAGAACCUAUGAUUGUGACGCAAAAGGUGCUGGAGCUACUGCCGUAAAUACCGCGGCUGUAGCUUCGGCUUCUGCGGCUACAGGGGCUGGAGUUGCAAACUCUCUUACUGUUGGAGGUAUAAAGGCCAGCAUUGGAGCCGUCAUAGUCGCUUUGGUCAAUCUUGUACCACUCACCUGA